Molecule: messenger RNA, 1078 nt
Organism: Vigna unguiculata (cowpea)
Lineage: Eukaryota; Viridiplantae; Streptophyta; Magnoliopsida; Fabales; Fabaceae
Product: expansin-A7-like
Biological process (GO): plant-type cell wall organization
Cellular component (GO): extracellular region
Source: RefSeq, a predicted model, not a curated record
AUAUCAUCAUACAGUUAAACUAUUCAAAACAUCACCAUGGCUUCAACUCUUCAAGCUUCUACCUUGUUCUUUGCCUUUGCAACGUUCAUUCUGAUGUUCAUGGGAGAGCAAGCAAUGGCUGCGGGAAUAUUUCGACCCAGUCAAUGGGCUCUCGCCCAUGCCACCUUUUACGGUGAUGAAACUGCUUCUGCCACUAUGGGAGGAGCAUGCGGGUACGGGAAUUUAUUUCAAAAUGGUUACGGGACAGACACGGCGGCUUUAAGUUCUACGUUGUUCAACAAUGGUUAUGCGUGCGGAACCUGUUAUCAGAUAAAAUGUUACCAAUCAAGUGCGUGUUAUAAAAACGUUGCCUUUACGACGGUGACCGCCACCAAUCUCUGCCCUCCGAACUGGGCGCAACCCUCCGACAACGGCGGCUGGUGCAACCCACCACGAGUGCAUUUCGACAUGGCCAAACCCGCUUUCAUGAAAAUCGCGCAGUGGAAAGCCGGCAUCGUCCCUGUUAUGUACCGCAGAGUGCCAUGUGUGAGAAAGGGAGGGAUUCGAUUCUCUUUUCAAGGAAACGGGUACUGGUUAUUGGUGUACGUGAUGAACGUGGGUGGUGGCGGAGAUAUUUCGAGCAUGUCGGUGAGAGGAAGCAGAAGUGGAUGGAUCAACAUGAGCCACAACUGGGGUGCUUCGUAUCAAGCAUUUGCAACUCUUGGUGGCCAAGCUCUUUCUUUCAGGAUUACUUCGUACAGCACCAGGGAAACCAUUAUUGCAUGGAAUGUUGCUCCUGCAAACUGGAACGUGGGACUCACUUAUUCCACCACCGUUAACUUCCGCUGAACAAUGAACUGCGCAACCCUUUGCGGCGGCGGCACACGCUUUUCCCACUGUUUUUUUCUUUAUAUGAAAUCAAGAGACUGUGUCUGCUGCAAGUGAAUUUUCUGCAUACCAGCAGGUGCACACAUACAGGUAGAUGUAAAGAAACUGUCACUUUUUGUUAUAGUUUGACAAACUUAAAGGGACGUUCAUCGUUUCCUCAAAGUUCACACGUAGCUCCAAAUUUGCAAUAAAAGCUUCAGUUCUUUUUUCA